Molecule: messenger RNA, 1722 nt
Organism: Chaetomium strumarium
Lineage: Eukaryota; Fungi; Ascomycota; Sordariomycetes; Sordariales; Chaetomiaceae
Product: WSC domain-containing protein
Exons: 3
Coding region: 1-1722 (573 amino acids)
Cellular component (GO): plasma membrane
Source: RefSeq, a predicted model, not a curated record
AUGGCCGCCGCGAUGGCGGCAGUGGCUCUUGUCGGCAGCGUCCGGGCCACCGAGAACCCCCUGCCGCCUUGCUUGGACCCCUUCCAACCGUUCGUCUACUCGGGCUGCUUCAGCGAGGCGAGCGGCAACCAGCUCCUGCCGUACCGCAGCCACAGCGCGAGCGACGACAUGACGGUCGAGAAGUGCGUGGCCGAGUGCAAGGGUAACGGCUACCGCUACGCCGGCCUGGUCUACUACGGCGUGUGCUACUGCGGCCAGACGGUCAACGGCCCGAAGGUCGACGAGGCCCAGUGCAACCUCCCGUGCAACGGCAACAGCACCGAGACGUGCGGCGGCAACGGCAUCUUCUCGGUCUACCAGGACCCGACCUUCUUGCCCGUCGAGGACGUGACCAUCGAGGACUACCACCCCCUUGGCUGCUGGUCCGACGACUCGAGCAUGGGACGCGCCCUGGUCUACCGCCAGGACAAGGUGGACGGUGCGUCGCUGACGACCGAGAAGUGCCUGCAGGCCUGCCGGGACGGCGGGUUCCCGUUUGCGGGCACCGAGUUCGGCGGAGAGUGCUACUGCGGCGUUGUCAUCGGCAACGGCACGGCUGCGGCCCCUGCUGGCGACUGCAACAUCCCUUGCAACGGCGACUCGUCUCAGACCUGCGGUGGCCGCUCCCGGCUGAACCUGUUCGUUGCCCAUGAGCUGCAGUCGCUUGAGCCGUGCGGCUACGAGCCGCCCGUGUCGAGCAGCACCACGCUCCCUCCGUCGUCGACCACCUCGGUAUCUUCUUCUACCUCUUCUUCCUCUUCCUCCUCGUCGAGCUACCCCCCCAUCACAUCGACGACGACCACAUCAACCACGUCCAAGACACCGACCACGACAACCAGCAGCUCCGCCUGCGUGAGCACCACCGUUGUGCCGCCCACGUGCGAGUGGAAGUGUGGCAAGUGGUGCUCGUCCCCUCUGCCGGACUGGGACGAUGACAAGAGCUGCAAGGGCGCCUGGUCCAACUGCGCGCUGCAGGUCGCCUCCUGCUUCAAGCACGCUGGCUGGCCCGACGUGGUCGACUGCUUCGACUUUGGCGACUGGUGUGCCGACAUCUCCAAGUACUGCAACAGCAAGCCCCCCUCGGGCGGUUGCCGCAAGGCCGACUUCUUCGGCAAGAAGCCGCCCAAGGGCAACAAGCCGCCGCAGCCGACGACCAUCACCGUCACCACGACGUGCAAGCCAACGUCGACCAAGCCCCCUACUACUACCACCCCGACCACUUCCUCUACUACCAAGUGCCCCGUCCCGACGCCGACCAACAUCUGCACCCAACCAUCCAACCCAUACUACGGUUACGGGCCGGGCAAGCCGGUGGGGGGCAUCGAGAUGCCGGUGGUAACCUGCAACGACCUGGCCGACGACUGGCCGGCUUAUCCCUUCAAGCAGUACACGGACCCGGACAGCCGCAAGUGCAAGAAGUACCCCCGCCCAGGGUGCGCCAACGCCUGCGCCGAUGCGUGCAAGGAGCAGUACGAGGACUGCCUCGAUGUGUACGCGCAGGGCUGCAAGACCAGGCCCAACCGCGGGCGGAACUAUUUCGAGGCUGUGGAGAAGCGGACGUUCCGGUGGAAUGACUCGUGGGAGUCGGCUGUGGGCAAAUGCAAGGCGCAGUAUGCCGAUUGCUUGAAGGUUAACAAGGGCGUUACUGGGGCCAGGAAGUGUCCUAAGUUUGGAGAGUGGUAA